Molecule: messenger RNA, 1050 nt
Organism: Gekko japonicus
Lineage: Eukaryota; Metazoa; Chordata; Lepidosauria; Squamata; Gekkonidae
Gene: CCSAP
Product: centriole, cilia and spindle associated protein
Exons: 3
Coding region: 1-795 (264 amino acids)
Biological process (GO): regulation of mitotic spindle assembly
Cellular component (GO): axoneme; cytoskeleton; spindle
Molecular function (GO): microtubule binding
Source: RefSeq, a predicted model, not a curated record
AUGGUGCCAGCGCGAUGCGUGAAGAGCGAGUACAUGAAGCGCUACAAAGAGCCCAAAUGGGAGGCUUGCGGCCCCUGCUACCAGGAGCUGCUGCGCUACCGCCUGAGUCGGCGCCUUCUGGAACAAGCGCACCGGCCCUGGUUUUGGGACGGCUGGGAGCAGGACAGCGCCAGCGCCAGCGGCGGGUCCCCAUCGCCUCCGGGCACGUCGAGUCCCCCGGCGGCCCAGCAGCGGGAGGAGGAAGCGGCAGUGACGGCGGAAGUGCCCGGCGAGCCUCAUCCUGGCAGGCUCGAUGGAGUGGGGGAGACCUGUAGGGCCAGCCUGCGUGGAUCCGAGGAAGAAGAGCAAGAAAAAGCUGAAGAAAAGGCUGAAAUUAAGGAACCUGAAAAGAAGUCUGCAGGGAAAGAAAGGAACAGUUCAACAAGUCAUCAACCUGGCAGCUCUCCAAGUCGCAGUGCCUUGACCAGCCGAGGGGACAGACGACAAGCAAAAAGUCCUCAAAGGACAGAAAGACCAAAGGGAGCAAAACACCCAUUUGCUUUGUAUGGCUGGGGAGAAAAACAGACUGAUACGGGCAGUCAGAAAACUCACAAUGUCUGUGCAUCCGCCUCAGCCAAUGAAAUUCAUGAAUCGGCAUUAAGAGCCAAGAACAGAAGGCAAGUAGAAAAAAGGAAGUUGUCUCAGAGGCGGAUUCACUCAGCAGAAGUAGAAAGAACCUGGAGAACAAAAUCCUCCGGCCCGGACAAUCCCUGGAUGACUGAAUACAUGAGGUGUUACUCGGCUCGAGCGCGGUGAUUCACAGCUCGAUUGGACGUCUGUUUUUAAUUCAGAAAACGCUUUCCAAUGCUUUCAGGAUACCGGUGCAAAGCCCCAAACUACUUAUGCAAGGCUUUUACAAAAGGAUUUUCUAGCAGUUUGUUUUGUUGUUUGUAUUUUGGUUUUUCUCUCUCUCUGCAGUAAGCAGAACUGCAGUAAACAGAACCAGAUUCCUACUCAUGGGAGCUGUACUUGCCCACGUAGCUUCCGGACAACUUCUUUUAAAAGAAUGUC